Styela clava is the source of this 1967-nucleotide messenger RNA. RefSeq lists its product as uncharacterized. Lineage: Eukaryota; Metazoa; Chordata; Ascidiacea; Stolidobranchia; Styelidae. The record is from RefSeq and is a predicted model, not a curated record.
UUUGAAUUUACGGACAGCGCCUCGAAAUAAAUGGCACGCGAUGGCGAGAGCAAACAUUAAGCCCAUUUUUUCCUAUGGGUUAAAUGUUUGAUUUAUUUCAGAGCGAACACGAUUUCGAGAUUUAUUUGAAGACGUAAAGACUAAUGGCGGACAACUUAGCUAGGAAGCCAAAAUUUUUACUAGUUGGUGGCUACAAUGGGGGCGAAAAAAUACCGGAAAGAAAAUUAUUCCUUGAGGAUGCAUGUUGGACUAUAUACUCGUAUGUUUAUGAUAUUAGCACUAGGAGUAGAGCCAAUCACAUGCCAAAUAUCUGCGUAAUUGAUAACGACUCAAGUUCAUAUCUCAAAGCUAAUUCAGAAGCAGACAUCACGGCAUUGCAUGAAAUGUUAUACAAUGAUGAAUCUUUUGAUGGUAUAACUCAUGUUUUGCUUGGUCAUAGCCACGGCGCACUAGUCAUAUAUGAAGCUCUUAAAGAUGAGGCCCUGUGGAAUUUUCUUAUAAAGAAACGUACACCAGAAAGAGAAAUACCGAUCAUAAUUAAAACGAUUCGAAGUCGACUCGCAAUAUUUAGCCUGGGAGGAAUCCAAGACAUACCUGGGGAUUACGCAAAGGUGUGUUGGAAUAUUGAAUUUGAAAAUGAUGGUAUUGCAAAAUCAGUCAAAACGCUUUUUGGGAAAUAUGCAGACAGCAACAAGACAAUCAUAUCAAAACCACAACCUGAACAAUUUGUACAGUCACAGAAACAAAUGUUUUUGUCAAAUCUGUCCUGUUCUGCAUCGUGCAGUAAAGAAAAUCAUAUUUUACGAACGAUUUUAAAUUAUACAAUAAAAAUGGUUGAUAAAAUUAACAAUGUAAAACAAGUUUGUCGGAAAGGAUUUGAAGCUUAUUUAAUUGGAGGUUUCGGAGCCGAUAUCAAUGAAGUGGAAGCUGGAGCGUGGGAGAUAUGCAAACAGUUAUACAACUUUUCAGAAAGAAAGAGAAUUAUUCAUUACAGGGACGUUGAGUCAAUUGUGAACACUGCAAGAAGUUUGUCAGACAAACCGAAAACCAUUGUUUCCGAGAUUCACAAAAUUCUCUUCCAUAUGCCACACUGUAAUGAUGGAAUAACUCGUAUUAUUUUUGCCCACAGCCAUGGAGCUAAAAUUGUUAGAAAGGCACUUGAUGAAAAGUCACUUCUUGAUUAUUUCAUUGAAUCUCGUCAAAAUGCAAAUGGAGUGGACUUUUCUAAAAAACUCAAGCGAAUUAAAGACAAUUUAGCAGUUUUUACUCUUGGUGGCAUCGACACAAUUCCAAAAGAAUAUGCUAAGAUAUGUCUCAACAUGCGGCUUAAACAAGAUAUAAAUUCUGAGUUUGGCAACAUUAUUUAUGGAGAAAGCAGCCAAAACUCAGAAAUAAUAAAGUUUCAUAACGGCGAAGUGGAAUCUUCAACAACUCAGUCAAAAUUGGAUCAACUUAAAAACUUCUGUCGGUUGAAAACAUUAAAAAGAGCAUCCACUGAAGGAACAAAACAUGUACUAUUUGAAUAUACAAAAGACGCGGCUGUAAUGGGGAAAAUUUUACAAACUUUAAUGUUGGAGAGCAAUUCUGUGCAAUGUGGAUGCUCAGGGACGACUACCAAGAAGAAACUUGAAAAUAAGGAAUGGAACAUCAAAAGACACAAUAUUACAUGGUCCCAUGGAGCUAAAAUUGUUAGAACUGCACUUGAGAAAAACUCACUUCAUCAGUAUUUCAUCAAAUAUUGUCGACCUGAAAAUGGAGUGGAUUUUACCAAAAAACUCGAGCAAAUUAAAGACAAUUUAGCAGUUUUUACUCUUGGUGGUAUCGACACAAUUCCAAAAGGAUAUGCUAAGCUGACUCAUCCAAAAACAUGUUUUUUUGUUGUUAGUUAUUCAAAACUCCUAGAUGCACCCGUCCUUGCAUCCGGUCAACCAAGUUGUUCUAAAAUGAACAGAAAAAUAACUGAUUGA